Molecule: messenger RNA, 1240 nt
Organism: Nannospalax galili (Upper Galilee mountains blind mole rat)
Lineage: Eukaryota; Metazoa; Chordata; Mammalia; Rodentia; Spalacidae
Gene: Areg
Product: amphiregulin
Exons: 6
Coding region: 225-989 (254 amino acids)
Biological process (GO): epidermal growth factor receptor signaling pathway; positive regulation of mitotic nuclear division; positive regulation of cell population proliferation
Source: RefSeq, a predicted model, not a curated record
CUGGGCAAGCUCGCUCUUCUGGCCGCCGAGCCUCCGCCGGCGCCCCACGUCCGAAGCCGAGCGGAGCCGAAGCGCUGGCCACUGUAGGUGCUCGAAGCCGGGUCGGCUGGGCCUCCGCGCACCGACGCCCAUCUGCUCCUCUCCGCCGUCCCGCUCCCGCUCAGGCUCCAGCAGCCGCAGUCCAGCUGCCGCCGAGACCCGGGCGCCGCCGGCCCGCGGGACCAAUGAGAACCCCGCUGCUGCCCCGGGCGCUCCUGGUGCUGUCGCUCCUGAUCCUUGGCUCAGGCCACUAUGCAGCUGGGUUGGACCUCAAUGAAACCUCCUCUGGAAAAAAGCAACCUUUUUCUGAAGACCACCAUGCUGGUGGAGUGGCAGUUUCCUCAGGAAGUGAGAUGUCCUCUGGAAGUGAGGUUUCUCCCAUAAGUGAAAUGCCUUCUAGUAGUGAACUGUCCACUGGGACCGACUAUGACUACUCAGAAGAGUAUGAUAAUGAACCACAAAUAUCUGGCUAUAUUAUAGAUGAUUCAGUCAGAGUUGAACAGGUAGUUAAACCCAAGAAAAACAAGACAGAAGAUGAAAAGAUAUCAUCAGAUAAACCCAGAAGAAAGAAAAAAGGAGGCAAAAAUGGAAAAAAUAGAAAAAACAAAAAGAAGAAAAAUCCAUGUAACGCAGAGUUUAAAAAUUUCUGCAUUCAUGGUGAAUGCAAAUACAUUGAGAACUUGGAGGUGGUCACAUGCAAAUGUCAUCAUGACUACUUUGGUGAACGUUGUGGAGAAAAGUCCAUGAAGACUCAUACCAUGGAUGACAGUGACUUAUCGAAGAUUGCACUGGCAGUCAUAACUGUCUUUGUGUCUGCCGUGAGCCUCACAGCCAUUGGCAUUGUUAUCACAGUUGUGCUUCGAAAACGAUACUUGAAGGAAUAUGAAGGAGAGGCAGAAGAACGAAGGAAACUUCGACAAGAAAAUGGAAACGUGCAUGUCAUAGCAUAGCUGAAGACAAUGACAGCAGGUUGGAAUCACUGCCACAUCACAGCUGGAACUGUUGCACUGGUCCUCCUUUCAGUGAAGAAAGUCGAGCCUUCUGUUCUGAUGGGUUAAAACUGUCAGUUGUCACUUUUUAUGCUAAGUCUUAUUUCUGUACAUAAAGAGAUGCAUAGAGAUAAAAAGUAUUUUUUCAUGCUGUAAAUAAUUUAUUUAAUAUUUAAGAGUUAUUUAUUUUAUGGCUCAUUAAACUUUUUUAA